AUGGGAGGCUGGUUCUCAUCAUUUCUCACUUUGAAGUCAUUGCUAUACCCACCAAAGCAACUUGCGAUCAAUUCUAUCGCUGAUCCAAAUCCUGACCCAUUUGUUUUAUUAUCGGCAGCCGCUGAGAUUGCAGCGCUACAUAGAAGAAUGGAGGACACGUUAGGCGACUGCCCCUUUGCGAGUAGUCGAGCAUUACAAGACCCUGGUCAAUCGUCUCCCAAUUACGAUGAUACCGAUUUGGAAGACUCAGUCACGAGCUUGUUGCGCGAUGAAAAGGAUGAAACGAGCAGUUCGGAUAACGAUUCGGGCUCGGAAACAUCUUGUCCACGGGUGAUGGAGCGCCGUCGUCGAGAAAUGUUCGAAAUGCAACGGAAAAUGACUUUCCGUGGUCGCAUGUACAUCGGUAACCGCGAGACAUUCCGAGAACUGCGUGAGGACAUUUUAUGCCUUUGUAACGGAUUGACUUCGGCAUCUACAAGCAUCGCUCAAGUGUGUCGUCAGCGUGAAAUUUGCCGACCUCUUGGUGGAAACUCGAUGACUCCUGGAAUGAAGACCAGAAUCCUCAAUCAGUAA
This is a messenger RNA of Cooperia oncophora, 573 nucleotides long. Lineage: Eukaryota; Metazoa; Nematoda; Chromadorea; Rhabditida; Trichostrongylidae. The record is from the annotation of a GenBank genome assembly.